Messenger RNA from Cydia amplana, 380 nucleotides. It is a transcript of the gene ksh, whose product is annotated as protein kish-A. The transcript is spliced from 3 exons. The coding region runs from base 108 to 326 and encodes 72 amino acids. Lineage: Eukaryota; Metazoa; Arthropoda; Insecta; Lepidoptera; Tortricidae. Gene Ontology annotation, biological process: intracellular transport; protein secretion. The record is from RefSeq and is a predicted model, not a curated record.
AAAGAGGAAUAUGUUUUUCUAAAUAAAGAAGAGUAGGUUUCUCAGUUAUUCAGUAAUUGUAGUCUAAUUUUUAAGUUAAUUACUUGUGUGAAGAAGAAACCAUCACAAUGAGUGCGAUAUUUAAUUUUCAAAGUUUAUUAUCUGUUAUAUUACUUCUAAUAUGCACAUGUGCAUACUUGAGAUCGUUCUUCCCUAGUAUUAUGGACCGCAAUAAAACUGGGUUACUUGGAACAUUUUGGAAGUGUGCUAGAAUUGGGGAACGCAAAUCACCUUACAUAGCAGUUUGUUGCUUAGUUAUGGCAUUUUCAAUACUCUUUCUAACCUAAGUAAAUCUAAUAAACUUAUUGUUUUAUAUAAAUAAACAAAUAUUUUUAUACUAA